Messenger RNA from Penicillium crustosum, 3549 nucleotides. RefSeq names its product condensin subunit YCS4. The transcript is spliced from 6 exons. Gene Ontology annotation, cellular component: nucleus; condensed chromosome, centromeric region. Gene Ontology annotation, biological process: meiotic chromosome condensation; mitotic chromosome condensation; mitotic cell cycle. The record is from RefSeq and is a predicted model, not a curated record. NCBI's taxonomy places the organism in Eukaryota, Fungi, Ascomycota, Eurotiomycetes, Eurotiales, Aspergillaceae. The coding region runs from base 1 to 3549 and encodes 1182 amino acids. Gene Ontology annotation, molecular function: histone binding.
AUGGAGGACAGAAUAGAAUUCAACAUAAAUGAAUCGCUCAAGUACUACUUGAGUGAUCCCGCUUCGAUCCCGACGCCCGAUGCGGACCCGGAACUGCUGGAUUGCGAAUCGGAUCCUGAUCAACUUUCGCCAGCGCUGAUUGACAGCAUCUUGAACCCGAUCGUGGAUGCCGUGGCGGAGAACCCUGAAGGAUUAACACGAGCCUCAUUGUUUGACUCGCUACAAUUUUUACUAAAAUACGCGACCCUUCUUCCUGCAAAGUACCUCAGCAAACUUUUGGAUUUGGUUGUUUCAGGCCUGUCUGUUGAGGCGGAUAUCAUCCAUGGUGACCUUGAAUCCGACGAGCAGGAUGCCAUUCAACACCAUAAGCAGCUUCUGGAGAUGUACGGGUUCCUUCUCCAGUGGGCCUUGUCUGCCGUAGAGGUCAAGGCCGCAGAGAAGCCCACUGAAGCAGCACCCGUGCGACGAGGAGGACCCAAAUCGAAGAAAUCUGCGAAUAACGGCCAGUGGGAUUGGACGCCCCAGAUCCAAAUAUCCAUGGAGACCAUGUGCAAGGUGAUGAAGCUCAAGCUAGGACGUAUUUUUUUGACUACUUCGGAUCGUGACACUUUUGUUACCCUAUUCACGCGCACAAUCUACCUGGUCCUCGAGAGCGAGCAGCGGGUGAAGAGCAUGGCCAUUCGCAUGCAUGCUUUCAAGGUUCUUUGCAUCGCAGUCAAGCAUCAUGGCCAAGCCUUUGGAGCUCAAACUUCGAUUGUGCAGAGCUUGACUUACUUUGAGCAUCUCUCCGAGCCCAUGGCCGAAUUCCUCCAUAUUCUGGCAGAACAAUACGACUAUCCACAGCUUUCCGACGAGAUCCUGAAGGAGCUUGGAAACAAGGAGUUUAAUUCGAAUGAUACGAGAGGUCCCAAGUCCGUAUCGACAUUUAUUAUCAAGCUGUCCGAGCUUGCUCCCAGAUUGAUCAUAAAGCAAAUGACCCUUCUGGCCAAACAGCUCGAUAGUGACGUACUGAUCGAGGUCUGCGGAAACCUCAUUUCCGAUCUCAGCCGACAGGAGGAACGCAGUGAUAAUUAUAAGACCCAGAUCAACGCCUUUUUCGACGUACUAGAAGAAAGAUUCCUUGAUAUCAACCCUUACUGCCGCUGUCGCGCAAUCCAGGUAUUCAUGCGAAUCUGCGAUUUGGAGCAGAAGUUCCCGAAGAGGCGACAGGCUGCAGCAGAACUUGCUGCCAGAAGCUUGGAGGAUAAGAGCAGCAAUGUACGACGCAAUGCGAUCAAACUACUGUCCAAGCUUGUUUCUACACACCCUUUCAGUGUUAUGCAUGGUGGGCUCCUCUCAUACAAGGAGUGGACAGAUAGACUGGACACGGUUGACGCCGAGUUGAAUGCCCUGCGUCCUCCUGAGACGCCCGGUUUUGAGGGGGUUGAUAUGACCCAGGUUGAUCCCGAAUUGUUGGACGACGCCACACAGAUCCCAGAUGAAUCUCCAUCGAAAGCGCCCCGGAUGAGCGAUGAAGAGAAGGCCGCCGCUGUGCGGAAAGCCGCAGAACAGGCGGCCACCUCUGAAUUAAUGACACGCCUCCAACUAACGAGGAAGUAUUACAACGAGGCCAUCCGGUUCAUUGAAGUGCUUCACUCCGGAUCCACCAUUGUCACACAGUUGCUUUCAUCCCGGAACAAGAGUGAAGUUAUUGAAGCCAUGGAUUUCUUUGUCGUUCUCGAUGCAUACAAAAUUGAGACUGCUCGUAGUGGGAUUCGCCGUAUGCUGCGCCUGAUUUGGACCAAGGGCAACAGCGACGAAGGAAAGGGCGUCCAGACACAUCUGAUUGAUUGUUACAAGGGUCUCUUCUUCGAUGCACCAGGCUCUUUCACCCCCAACGAUGCUGCGAACUACAUCGCCCGCAACAUGAUCAGUUUGACGUUUGGUGCAACUCCCGCAGAACUGACCUGCCUCGAGCAGUUGCUCAGCACGAUGAUGAAGGCUGGAAAUGUAUCCGAUGCAGUCAUUGCCAAGCUAUGGCAAGUUUACAGUAUCCAAAAGAAGGAAAUCUCACGGACUCAACGCAGGGGCUCAAUCAUUGUCCUCGGAAUGCUUGCCCUGGCAGACCCAGAGGUUGUGGUGAAGGAGAUUGAGGCUAUGCUGCGAAUCGGUCUGGGUGGCUUUGGAAGGGCCGACCUUGUGCUCGCUAAGUACACAUGUAUUGCUUUGCGGCGCAUGAUCCCUGGACGUCAAGCCAAAUCAAAGGAGGUUGUUGGCAUUCCCAAACUUGCCAGCGAUCACUCUGUUUUGGUCAAGCUGGUGGCUAUGCUUGAGAUCGAGACAGCUAGUAAGGAAUGGUAUGGAGUGGCAGAGCACGCGCUCAACGCCAUCUACACUUUGUCCAAGCACCCCGACGUUCUUUGCUCUGAUAUCCUCCGGCGAAAGACGAGAUUCGUCUUUGCGCCACACCUUCAACAACGCCCACCUUCCUCCCAUGCCUCUGUCAGCGGAGAUGAGGAGCAACAACGACCUGGCACUGCAUCCACUGACGGUCAGGAACCCAAGCCCAAGCCAGCAUCUGCUGCACUCGCGCAGCUGCUGUACGUUGUUGGCCACGUUGCAAUCAAACAGAUUGUGCAUCUGGAGCUGUGUGAGCUCGACUUCAAACGCCGCAAAGUCGAACAAGAGAAAAACAAAGCCGCCACUGCUCCUCAGAAAGAAGACAACGCCGAAGAAGACGAACUUGAUCUUAUUGGCGGAACGACAGAAGACGACUUCCAGGAUGCCAUGGCCCAUAUCCGAGAACGUGAGCUACUCUAUGGAGAGAACUCCCUCUUGGCUAAAUUUGGCCCGCUAGUAGUGGAGAUUUUAGCCAACAACAACUCCUACCCAGAUCGUGACCUGCAGGCUUCUGCGACCCUAUGCCUUGCCAAACUCAUGUGCGUGUCUGCCGAGUACUGUGAGAAGAACCUGCCACUCCUCAUCACUAUCAUGGAGCGGUCCGAAGAUCCUAUUGUUCGUAGCAAUGCUGUGAUUGCGCUGGGCGACAUGGCCGUUUGUUUCAAUCACCUCAUUGAUGAGAACACCGAUUUCCUCUACCGUCGUUUGAAUGAUGAUGAUGACUCCGUCAAGCGGACCUGUCUCAUGACCCUUACCUUCCUCAUCUUGGCUGGCCAGGUCAAGGUCAAAGGACAACUGGGCGAGAUGGCUAAAUGUCUGGAGGAUGAUGACAAGAAGAUCGCUGAUCUGGCUCGCAUGUUCUUCACAGAACUGGCAACCAAGGACAAUGCCGUGUACAACCACUUUGUUGACAUGUUCAGUCUGUUGAGUGCAGAGCGCAACCUGGAUGAAGCGUCUCUCCGCCGUAUCGUCAAAUUCUUGAUCGGUUUCAUCGAGAAGGAAAAACACGCUCGUCAGCUUGCUGAUAAGCUAGCCGCUCGACUUCCUCGUUGCGAAACCGAGCGACAGUGGAAUGAUGUUGCGUAUGCCCUGUCUCUUCUGCCGCAUAAGAAUGAGGAGAUUACCAAGACCAUCAGUACAGGGUUCAAGGUUGUCAGUGCCGCAGCCUGA